Calidris pugnax (ruff) is the source of this 1413-nucleotide messenger RNA. It is a transcript of the gene CLNS1A, whose product is annotated as chloride channel, nucleotide-sensitive, 1A. Gene Ontology annotation, cellular component: methylosome; spliceosomal complex; cytosol. The transcript is spliced from 7 exons. Bases 30 to 779 code for a protein of 249 amino acids. NCBI's taxonomy places the organism in Eukaryota, Metazoa, Chordata, Aves, Charadriiformes, Scolopacidae. Gene Ontology annotation, biological process: chloride transport; cell volume homeostasis; mRNA cis splicing, via spliceosome. The record is from RefSeq and is a predicted model, not a curated record.
CGGAGGAGGAGGAGGAGGAGGCGGCAGCCAUGGUGGAGGAGGGAGGCGGCGACGGUGCCAUGAGUUUCCUCAAGCGAUUCCCGCCGCCGGCCGAAGGCGUUCGCCACCGGCAGCCCGACACGGAGGCGGUGCUGGCGGGGCGCACCCUGGGCGCCGGAACGCUUUACAUCGCCGAGAGUCGCCUGUCUUGGCUGGAAAACUCUGGAGUUGGCUUCUCCUUGGAUUAUCCCACCAUAAGUUUACACGCCGUCUCCAGGGACCUGAGCGCCUUCCCCUCCGAGCACUUGUACGUCAUGGUCAAUGCCAAAUUUGAAGAGGAGGGGACAAAAGAGCCUCCCGUGGCUGAAGGGGAGGAGGAGGAAGACAGCGAUGACGACGCUGAACCGAUUGCGGAAUUCAGAUUUGUGCCUAGUGACAAAUCAGCCUUGGAAGCCAUGUUCUCAGCCAUGUGUGAAUGCCAAGCUCUGCACCCAGACCCAGAUGAUGAAGAUUCAGACAACGAUUACGAAGGGGAGGAGUACGACGUCGAGGCCCGUGAGCUGGAACAAGGUGACAUCCCGAGCUUUUACACUUACGAAGAAGGAUUGUCGCAUUUAACCGCAGAAGGUCAGGCCACCCUGGAGAGGUUAGAAGGCAUGUUAGCCCAGUCCGUCAGCAGCCAGUACAACAUGGCAGGAGUGAGAACAGAAGACUCCAUAAGGGAGUUUGAAGAUGGGAUGGAGGUGGACAUAGCUCCAGUAGUUGCGGGGCAGUUUGAAGAUGCAGAAGUGGAUCACUGAGGAGGACAUUCACUGCUAUCCCUCUUGGUGGCACUUCCAGAAUAAGCUGGUAAAACUGAAGGCACUGCAGUGACUAUCGGGAGUUAACCUUUCUUUUAAUGACCUAAGCUUAGACAUCUAGGUCCAUAAAUGCUUUUAUAGAUGUUUAAAACAGGGUUUGACGUUUCUGACCACUAUGGGGUUAUUCAAACAAACAAACAACAAAAAAACCCAACCCACAAACAAAAAGAACCAAUAAAACCUCUUCCAUCUAACACUUGAAUGGGGCUAAUCAGGGGUCAUUUCAAAGAAGCCUUCGUAGGAAUUCUGGGACUUGAGAAAUAAAGCUGUAAUUAGAAGAGGAUUUUCGAUUGUCCUAGAAUUUGCCGUAUUUUUGUACCUGUUCGUUACGUCGCUGGAGCAGAAUGGAAAAUGUUACACGUAGGGUUGGCCAAGGAUUAAAAGUGAAGCUAAAUUCAAAGCCCCUCCAAAUUACCUGGCUUCAUCCGGUCAGCGCUGUCCCUUUCACUCCUGGGAGAGCAGCGGUCGGGUGGAGAUGGAAGGCAGCCCCCAAAGUCCUGGAAAAAAAGAGAAUCGUUUUGUGUCUUUGUAUGAAACGUUAACAACAUUGUUAAAUAAACUAAGAUUUUUUUGG